AUGCCAACCAGUGAGUCAAGCACCUCUGUGUGGAGUAGAGAGCAGGAUAGGCAAUUUGAGAAAGCAUUAGCAACUCAUCCUGAGGAUUCUUCAGAUAGAUGGGAGAAAAUUUCUGCUGAUGUUCCAGGAAAAUCUCUGGAAGAGGUUAAACAUCACUAUGAACUUUUAAUGGACGAUGUCGGCCAGAUUGAGUCUGGCUGCAUACCUUUGCCUUGUUAUCAUUCUUCUUCAGACGGUGGAACAAGGUAUGCUAGUGAUGAAGGAGCUGAUAAGAAAGGUGGGAAUUUUGUGCACUUAAAUGGCGAUUCCGGUCAUGGAGGCAAGGCUUCGAGGUCAGAUCAGGAGCGGCGCAAGGGGAUUGCUUGGACAGAAGAUGAACACAGAUUGUUUCUUCUUGGUUUGGAUAAAUAUGGAAAAGGUGAUUGGCGAAGCAUUUCCCGGAACUUUGUUGUGACGAGAACUCCAACUCAAGUUGCCAGCCAUGCACAGAAGUAUUUCAUCCGUUUGAACUCUAUGAAUAAAGAUAGAAGACGAUCAAGCAUUCAUGACAUCACUAGUGUCAAUGGUGGAGAUGUUUCUUCGGUGCCUCAAGGUCCAAUCACAGGUCAAAUGAAUGUUUCAGCCGCUGGAGGUUCAUCCAGCCAAUCAAACAAACCACCUCCUCAAGUCCCAGUUUGCCCCCCGGGAGUCAGCGUGUACGGGGCACCAACAAUUGGACAGCCAAUAGGACCACCCCUCCUUUCUGCUGUUGGCACUCCAGUGAAUCUUACACCUCCAGGGCAUAUGGCGUAUGGUGUUCGAGCUCCAAUUCCUGGGCAUAUGGUUCCUGGUGCACCAAUAAGCAUGGGCUCUAUUGCUUACCCGGUGCCACACACAUCUACACAUACGUGA
Messenger RNA from Fraxinus pennsylvanica, 891 nucleotides. Lineage: Eukaryota; Viridiplantae; Streptophyta; Magnoliopsida; Lamiales; Oleaceae. The record is from the annotation of a GenBank genome assembly.